Messenger RNA from Drosophila nasuta, 1003 nucleotides. Its product is annotated as tricarboxylate transport protein B, mitochondrial-like. NCBI's taxonomy places the organism in Eukaryota, Metazoa, Arthropoda, Insecta, Diptera, Drosophilidae. The coding region runs from base 1 to 927 and encodes 308 amino acids. Gene Ontology annotation, molecular function: citrate secondary active transmembrane transporter activity. The transcript has 3 exons. Gene Ontology annotation, biological process: mitochondrial citrate transmembrane transport. The record is from RefSeq and is a predicted model, not a curated record. Gene Ontology annotation, cellular component: mitochondrion.
AUGGCGCCCUCAGAACAAAAAAAACAAGAGCCCAGGCAAGGCUUCACAGGAAAUCAUACAGGAGAACACUUAGUUGCAAAGGGGGCAAUUGCUGGAGGGAUCGCUGGCGGUUUAGAAGCACUUCUAAAGUAUCCGACCUAUUUUAUAAAGCACCGACUGCAAGACGAUCCCGAACAUAAGAAAUAUGCUGGGACCCUCGAUUGUGUAAAGAAAACUAUCCGACGACAUGGAGUCCUUGGGCUUUAUCGUGGUGUCGGUAUCAUGCUGGUGUCCGGCAUUGCAACAGUCGCUUCAAGAUUUGGGGCCUAUGAAUUCUUUUGCGAUGAACUCCAUGAUGAGAAUGGCAAAAUUUCCAUGUUGAAUGUAUUUAUAUCUGGUUUAUUGGCGGGCGUCACAGAGGCUGUGGUAGCCGUAACUCCUUUGAGAACCAUUCGAUUGAAGCUUAUUAACGAUAUGCAUCUACCUCGUCCACGUUAUCAUGGUAUGCUCCAUGGCGUGACUCACAUCUUAAGACGGGAAGGUAUUCGUGGUAUUUAUAGGGGAGUGUCGAUCACAGUAUUGAGACAGGGCACCAACCAGGCUAUUCGCUUCUUUCUGAUGAUCACUCAAAAAGAAAUGUACAUGGGCGACGAUGAAAACUCGCUGGUACCCAUGCCAUUGCUGGCCAUCUUUGGUGUCAUAUCUGGCGCUGCUAAUGUACUGGGUCACAUCCCAAUGAAAUGGAUUCAGAAACGAAUUCAGGCUGCCAAGUCGCAAAAGUAUAAGAAGGUAUUGGAUAAUGCUGCCACGGAAUUACAAGUCUUUGGACCUGGAAAAUUUUUCAUGACUUCGACUAUCCAGAUGCUGCGUGUGGGAAUCGACGUGGCUGUCACCUUCAUGGUUUACCAGUGUCUGAUGGAAAACGUGUUUGACCAUCUGUGGAACUAAAGUUCAUAUGUAUUUCAAGUAAACAAAUUUGAAAAGUACUAAAAACAUGUUGUUCUACACUCUAGAGUUGCAAUUC